AGCGCGGCGGGCGGCAGGGAGGGAGCGGGAGGGAGGCAAGAAAGUAGCAGAAAGUGAGGCUGGCAGGCGGCGGCAAAGGAGCCGGCGCGCGGCGGCGGCAGGAAGUCUGUGCCCGAGAACAGCAGAAAUAAGAGCCAGGGAGGGACCGCGGCCGCGGCGGCGGCGGCGAGAGCGAAAGAGGAAACUGCAGAGGAGGAAGCUGCGCCGCAGCCCGAGCCGCCCGGCAUCCCCGCCGCCUCUGCGCCCGCGCCGCGCCCCCGGCGCCCCCUCCCCAGCGCGCCCCCGGCCGCUCCUCCGCGCCGCGCUCGUCGGCCAUGGCCCGGGAGAACGGCGAGAGCAGCUCCUCCUGGAAAAAGCAAGCUGAAGACAUCAAGAAGAUCUUCGAGUUCAAGGAGACCCUCGGAACCGGGGCCUUUUCCGAAGUGGUUUUAGCUGAAGAGAAGGCAACUGGCAAGCUCUUUGCUGUGAAGUGUAUCCCUAAGAAGGCGCUGAAGGGCAAGGAAAGCAGCAUAGAGAAUGAGAUAGCCGUCCUGAGAAAGAUUAAGCAUGAAAAUAUUGUUGCCCUGGAAGACAUUUAUGAAAGCCCAAAUCACCUGUACUUGGUCAUGCAGCUGGUGUCCGGUGGAGAGCUGUUUGACCGGAUAGUGGAGAAGGGGUUUUAUACAGAGAAGGAUGCCAGCACCCUGAUCCGCCAAGUCUUGGACGCCGUGUACUAUCUCCACAGAAUGGGCAUCGUCCACAGAGACCUCAAGCCCGAAAAUCUCUUGUACUACAGUCAAGAUGAGGAGUCCAAAAUAAUGAUCAGUGACUUUGGAUUGUCAAAAAUGGAGGGCAAAGGAGACGUGAUGUCCACUGCCUGUGGAACUCCAGGCUAUGUCGCUCCUGAAGUCCUCGCCCAGAAACCUUACAGCAAAGCCGUUGACUGCUGGUCCAUCGGAGUGAUUGCCUAUAUCUUGCUCUGCGGCUACCCUCCUUUUUAUGAUGAAAAUGACUCCAAGCUCUUUGAGCAGAUCCUCAAGGCGGAAUAUGAGUUUGACUCUCCCUACUGGGAUGACAUCUCCGACUCUGCAAAAGACUUCAUUCGGAACCUGAUGGAGAAGGACCCGAAUAAAAGAUACACGUGUGAGCAGGCAGCUCGGCACCCAUGGAUCGCUGGUGACACAGCCCUCAACAAAAACAUCCACGAGUCCGUCAGCGCCCAGAUCCGGAAGAACUUCGCCAAGAGCAAAUGGAGACAAGCAUUUAAUGCCACGGCCGUCGUGAGACAUAUGAGAAAACUACACCUCGGCAGCAGCCUGGACAGUUCAAAUGCAAGUGUUUCGAGCAGCCUCAGUUUGGCCAGCCAAAAAGACUGUGCGUCUGGCACCUUCCACGCUCUGUAGUUUCAUUUCUUCUUCGUCGGGGGUCUCAGGAGUUGGAGCCGAGCGGAGACCCAGGCCCACCACUGUGACGGCAGUGCACUCUGGAAGCAAGUGACUGGCCCUGGAGGUGGGGCCCGGGGUCGGGGCUGGGAAAGGGGAGCCCCAGGGUCGCCAGUGCCGCGAGCCACUCCAGCGAGACCCCACCUUGCAUGGUGCCCCUUCCUGCAUAGGACUGGAAGACCGAAGUUUUUUUAUGGCCAUAUUUUCUACUGCAAUUCUGAAGUGUUCAUUUCUCACAAACUGUACUGACUCGAGGGGCGCUGAUUUCAUAGGAUCUGGUGCUGUAUAUACGAAUCUUGCAAAGCUCUAACUGAACGGACCUUCUUAUUCCUCUCCCCUAACGCCAUCGUUUCCACUCUUCUCAGUGUAGGUAACCGUCUAUGGUGUGUUUUUUCAUUAAUGACAAAAAAAAAAAGGUUUCAACUGGAUUAUUUAAAUAUUGGUAAAUAUUGUGCAUUAGGGUUUGUUUUUCCUUUUAAGAAGUAUGUCCUUUGUAUCUCUAAGUUACAUGACCUAUAUCUUUUCCUCUUUAAUAGUAGUUUUAUGUUAACCUUUAAGAGAUUUGUUUUUCUUCAAAGGAGAAUUUAAAGGUAUUUUUUAAAAUUCUAAUAAGAGGAUCAGCCAGGUGCAAUGACUCAUGCCUGUAAUCCCAGCACUUUGGGAGGCCAAGUCGGGCGGAUCACGAGGUCAGGAGAUCAAGGCCAUCCUGGCCAACAUGGUGAAACCCCACGUCUACUAAAAAUACAAAAAAUUAGCCGGGCGUGGUGGCACACACCUGUAGUCCCGGCUACUCGGGAGGCUGCGGCAGGAGAAUUGCUUGAACCCGGGAGACGGAGGUUGCAGUGAGCCGAGAUCGUGCCACUGCACUCCAGCCUGGGCGACAGAGCAAGACUCUGUCUCAAAAAAAAAAAAAAAAAUUCUAACAAGAGGAUCAUGAAUCUGUCUCCAAGGCUAAGAGUGCCCUUCACCUCUACUCCUUCUGUUUCUCUCCCCUUCCCCAGGAGGAGGGGCCCCUCAGUUCUGUGAGGCUCUCUUCUCUGCAGGAGACUUUGGUAGAGAAUCUGCACAGAGCCUUUGCUGGCAACCCAUCCAGCAGAACCCGCACCCACCAGAGACCCUAGAGGCCUCUUGCCAUCAGCAACCAGAAAUAAAGAAGCCUGCUCCCCCGAGACGCAGGGCUCAGCUUCACAGGCCAGACUUGCUGUGAGAUGCCCACACUGCAGAGAUGCAGGACCCUCCCUUGCAAAAGGAACCAGCUGCCAUGUUGCUGAAAGUGGGCCCACACACAACCCUCAUUUCUCACGAGAGCUAACAGAUGAAAGCUCAGCUAUGCAGUGUUAAAAUUCAUCUCUUUCUCUGUGGUUUUUAAAAAAAUGCAUUUCUAAUCUUACACUUCACGUGGCCUCCAACACAAAGUUCUUUCUCCACAUUUUUACCCUCUUCUCACAUGAAUGUUUUCCAAGGGAAGGAAGGGAGGGAAGCAGCCUUGGGAAAGGAUCCAUUUCUGGUGGUAAGGAGAGGGGGCCCUGCCAGGCUAAUGGGACUUCAGCCACCACAGAGAUGACCAAAGACCACCUCCGCCAGGCCCAGCCGGUGCUUGCAGCCCUUCCAUUGGUCAGGGGAGUCUAAAAUCAAAGACACAUGGUGGUAGGGUCACCAAACGUCCCAUUUGCCCGAGACUGAAGGAUUUCUCAGGCUGUGGACAUUUAAUGCCAAAACCAGGAAUAUCCGGGGCAAAGCAGGCUGUGGUGUUCGCCUUUGUGGAGCCAGGCAGUGUGUGGCCCAGGGAAAGCUGCGUUUCAUGGGGGCUUCCAGGAGGCUGCCCUGUAAAGCCAGGCAGGUGGCUUCAAGUGCUGGUCCUGCAAGUGCCCCUGCUUCAGCUCUCAGGCCCAUCCAAUGCCUCGAGCCCACGGGGGUGUCCCGGCAGGUCUGCGUCAUCACGACCCAGUAACGCUGCUGGCUGUGUCCACAUGCCCUCUUCCUGUGGCUGGCCAGUCAUGGGAAGUCCUGUUGGUUGAGUCAUCUUUGUCACUUCUACACCUUUGAGUGUGUACAGGCUGAAUGUUGAGUGAUGCCCCCCCACCCUCUCAAUAAAACACACACACACACACACACACACACACACACACACACACACACACACACACACACACACACACACACACAAAAUGUUAUUAGGCACAGCAGCUCCAUCCUGCUCCCUGAGAGUGGCAGUGCAGGCACAGAGAAGAGCAGCUGGGAAGACAGGCAGCUGGUCUACCCUGUCCCCGCACACUUCAUAGGCGCUCCACUGCUUGGCAGGAAUUCUGCAUGGCGUCUGCCACGCAUGCUCACAGGGUGAAAAAUCAAGCUGUCACUCUGCAAAAUCUAAAAACCCUGGAAAGGUCUAUAAGAUGACAUUAGACCCAGUUAAGAAGCAAGUGUCACCUGAGUUGGCCAUGCAAUGAAUGAAUAUUAUAAGCAGUAUUGGAGAACUAGGCAGUUGCUUACUAAGAAGUGUCUUGGAAACAUUCGAGUUCAUACAGUGCAUGACAAAGUAAUAGAAGGCUGCAAGCGCUGCAAAUGCACCCGAAUCUGGUACCUAGGAUGAGUACAUGAAUAGUGAUGAAUAGCCCUUUGUGCGGUGUGCUAUAUACAACCAUUUGCAUUCAGAAAGCAGCAUUUGAAGCUGAGUUCCAUUACUGGUGAUUGAAGUAUUUUCAGGAGCAGAUACAUGUGGCGCAUGUUAUAUGCACUUAGUUUGAAAGUAUCCCUCACCCAAAAAGUGCAGAACCUCUGAAAGGUGAGCCGUGGUGCAGGUGCCCCCCUCGCUGUUCGGGUCAGUUCUUGGCCAUGCUUGGCCUGUCACACGCCAGGUCUCAACAACAUCGUGCGAGGAGACAGUGACUGGUUUCAGCCCAAGAGUCAACUGUUGAGCAUGACAUCAGGAAGCCUGUACUGUCCUGAUCCCACCAGGCUUGGGUUAAUUUCCUAUUGCUUCAGAAAAAGAGAGGCGCUCUUGUGCUUUUGAGAGAGCUCUCAUGGUAAAAAGAGGUUGUCUUUGCACUGGGCUUGGUAUGAUUUGUUUUCUUAAAAAACAGGAAGAGAACCUAGAAUGUGCCCUUCGUGAAGGUCUGACAAAUGGGGUCGCAGAGUGCUAGGACCCGCACCAAGGUCAGAUUCCACCUAUAGAGGCUGAGCAUUUCUGCAUGCACCCAGGGUGCUGGGCUGAGGCUAAGGGUGGACACGUGAACCCCAUCACAGGCUUCCUUCCUGAGCCCAAGUCCCCCAUUUGGUCGCUGUCCCUUCUCAGAGCAAGUGGAUCCUCUUUUCCUCACUUGGAAUUUUCAAUGUUGAAGUAGUGGCCUGGAGUGGCCUUUCCCUCAGCUGCCUGUCUGGGCUCCCUGGCUUCCCGGAUCUUCAUCUCAUACGUGAGGCAAUAGGAGGAGUUUCUAUUCAUUGAGACAAACAGUGAGCGGGCACCAACAGGCCAGCCGCUUGGCCCUCUUCACAGAGGUGGCCUUGGAGUCUGGAGUCUGGGCAGCUCUCUGCCUCCCUACGGCUCUGCUUCCCAGCAGGCACACGGGUCCGGAGCCUCAGAAUGAAGUGGUGCAGAGGCGCAGGGCACACCUAGGAGAAGCUCAACGACCACCAAAGCCCUUGAGGAGAGACGGGGUUUGCUGUGUUAGAGAAAUGGCAACCCCCAGGACCAUGCACGGCUCUGGCAGUGCACAGUGGCUGAUUUUCACCAGUUCUUCCUACCCGUGCCUCUGUCAGAGACUAGAAAACAUUCUACCCCUUCAGGUCUUCUUUUGAAAGAAAAAAGCUAUGGCAAAGCGUGCCAUACAAAGUUAAAAAAAAGGAAGAGUGGCUUUGCAUUCUUGACCAUGGCCACAAUUCUGGUCACUUCUAGCAUCUGACCUUGAGAACAGGGUAGAGGCUCUGAGCCACCGCUGGCCUUUGAGAGAGUCUCACUCUCCAGCUAGCUCUUUGUGUAGUGUCCAGGGCCCCGGCAGUCAGGAUAGAGCAAGCAAAAGAAGAUGGACAGGGCGCAGUGGCUCACGCCUGUAAUCCCAGCACUUUGGGAGGCCGAGGCGGGCAGAUCACAAGGUCAAGAGAUCAAGACCAUUCUGGCCAACAUGGUGAAACCCUGUCUGUACUAAAAAUACAAAAAUUAGCUGGGCAUGGUGGCGCGUGCCUGUAAUCCCAGCUACUCGGGAGGCUGAGGCAGGAGAAUUGCUUGAACCCGGGAGGCAGAGGUUGCAGUGAGCCGAGAUCGCGCCACUGCACUCCAGGCUGGGUGACAGAGCAAGACUCUGUCUCAAAAAAGAUGGCCAUGCUGGCCAAGGCUGGGCUUAUAGGAAAUAUCUGUAGUAGGAUGAAAGGAAUCUGGCCUAGGGAGCCCCGGACUCGGUUUACCUACCCUGUACUCAUCCCACUCAUCUGUCUACCCUAGUGUCCAGCAUGCCCUGGAUGAAUCGUAGGUGGGAGGGACAGAAGCCAAGAACACCAGGCACACGGGGUGGGGGAAAUGGGGGGAGCCCAGGUAAUCCCCUUUGGAAAGUGGAUUGAUCCUCUCCCCUGUGGAAUGACAGCUUAACCUGAUUAACCCACUGGGGCUUGCUAUUUUAUGAGCAUUUUUAAACAGAAAGGAAAGAUGAUAUCCCAGUGCAGGUAGACUUUAUUUUUGAAAGCAUCGUGGCCCCUCGCCUCUCCCUCUCCCCCAGAACCUUGGCCAGAAUUGAGUCUUCGCGUUGGGGAGGCCACGCUGGAACCAUUGCUCUAGGGCUGAAGGUGGAAGUAGGGCCACUGCCGCAGCUUCAGCCAGAGCCCUCGCUGCUUCGCAGAAUUUAACAAGCGCACGACUGGGAUUCCUUUGGAUAUGAGAAAGGAAGGCAAGUGUGGGCAAAGGGAAGCUCCUCCCAUUUUUCAUAAACAGAAGUAAGAUGUCCUCUUUCCCAGGUUUGCACAAUCACUUCUGGCAAAUUAAUUGAAGGUCCUUGAAUUCAGCCAGUGCACGAAACCUUUGCAUGUUCUUCUGAAACUGUACUUCUUCCCUAUUCUGUCUACCCACACUCUGCGAACUUUGCCUUUUCCUUAAACACAUUCCAGACCAAACACUGUUCAGUUUGUUAAAAAAAAAAAAAAAAAAAAAAAGAUGUAUAUACCUGUAUGUGAUCCACCACCCUUUUGAGGGGCACCUGGUCCUCGGUUGGGGCUGCAGGUGUGCCUGACAUUUGCAAAAGAUAUUCCAGUCUUUCGAUGUUCAGAAUUGAAAAUGUGGAGAUAGAAAAGCUCAAACAGACUCCUAAAAGGAGGGUUUCUUUCCUGAAGACUCCAAGAAAAUGAGUGUGCAGAUGAGUUAGCUUGACAACCUCAACUCUGGGGAGCAGGCAGGCGGUCUGAGGAAGAUAAGGGCCCACACCCCACUCACCUGGCACCUGUUUGGUGGUCCCGGGGCAUCACGAUCUGCAGCUCUGGGCCCCCAGCCCCACUGUGAAGUCAGUCCUGCAUGCUGGCCGAGGCCCGGCCACCUCCCGAUGCCUCCAGAGUCAGUGGGAAGGAGUCAGCCCUUCCCAGACAUCCCCGCCACCUCCAGCAGGAGCAGCUCAGUUUGUGGCUCUGGGAGCUCCGCUUUUGCAAACCCAAAAAGGCUGUGCAUUUGGAAGCCAAACGCUCAGCAUGUGGCUGCCGAGUCUGGUUUUGUGGACAAAGCAAACUGUGGAAUGGCUUCUCGGUGUCUGUAUAAAGGGACAAACGGUUGCAUUCACCCUUUGUACUAUAACACCGCUUCUGCAUUCGCCAUAUCCGUUUUUUAACCUUUUUGUCUCCAGGAAACUUCUCAUUCGAUUAUUAUGUCUUCUGAUGAUUUGCCAUGUUAUUUUCAAGGUGAUUUUAUUUUCUUAUGGACAGGAAAAAAGAAAAUGAGGAGGAGUUGGUUUUACUCUUAGAGAUAAGACUUCAGCAGGGGCUCAGAAACCCCAAACUCUGGUUAAAUUGCUUCUCGGAGGAAAAUCUUAGUCUAGACAGAUUCAGAUUCCCAGGCUCUCCUGGAAGCCCUGCACUUCGGGGCACAGGGGCCCUGGGACGUGGUUGGCAGCCAGUCUGCGAGAGAGCUAAAAAGGAACAAGAACAUCAGCUCGGAUGUUUGUCUCUCAGCCCUGACGCCUGCCACUCUCCUUCCCGGGGCACUUGGCCCUAUCAGAGGGACAUGAAAUGCUGUCCAAAUGGUGGCAGAAAUGCAGCGACAUUGCAUGCAGCAGAGUCUUUGCUUCGAAAGAUGGGGCACCGUGUUUCAGAGAACAUUUAUCUUAGUCCCACGUUCAGGUGAGAAGACCUCAAAGGUACCCUCUGUCCAGAAUAAACAUUGGAACAAUCUCUUAAUUGGCUUUUGUCACUACACAUAAUGUAACCUCCCUUCUUUCAGCUCCCCCAACAGUGAGCAUGCUUCCCCAAAAAUUACAACAUCAAAACCAGGAAUGUCCCUGCAUCUACUAUUACCAGGCUUGCAAUUGGUUCAAUUUUCCCAUAAAAACAUGUUUGUCCAAAAGAAGGGAAACUGUGAAUUUAUUCCAUGCAUGUAAUAAACUCUGCAAGAAGUUUAACCCACAUAGGUUUGCGGCACUGCAAAAUUGUUCAUGGGUCUAUGUAGCAAAUGAUUCUCUGCCUUGACAAUCAUGUAUACAUAUCAAGAUUUCUAUCAUAAUGAUAAUGAGAUUGAUGACUUCUUGUUUUCCUCCAAUAAAGACAAUUAAUCACCUUCA
Messenger RNA from Gorilla gorilla gorilla (western lowland gorilla), 8164 nucleotides. RefSeq names its product calcium/calmodulin dependent protein kinase ID (gene CAMK1D). The transcript has 11 exons. Bases 315 to 1382 code for a protein of 355 amino acids. The record is from RefSeq and is a predicted model, not a curated record. NCBI's taxonomy places the organism in Eukaryota, Metazoa, Chordata, Mammalia, Primates, Hominidae. Gene Ontology annotation, molecular function: ATP binding; protein kinase activity. Gene Ontology annotation, biological process: protein phosphorylation.